Messenger RNA from Fimicolochytrium jonesii, 1356 nucleotides. RefSeq lists its product as uncharacterized. The transcript is spliced from 7 exons. Lineage: Eukaryota; Fungi; Chytridiomycota; Chytridiomycetes; Spizellomycetales; Powellomycetaceae. The record is from RefSeq and is a predicted model, not a curated record. Gene Ontology annotation, biological process: cellular response to glucose starvation; protein localization to lysosome; negative regulation of TORC1 signaling. Gene Ontology annotation, cellular component: KICSTOR complex. The coding region runs from base 1 to 1356 and encodes 451 amino acids.
AUGCAACACCACCCAGACCCCCUCGCCCACCUCUCAGACAUCUACGCCCGCGCAGGAACACUCCAAUUCAGCAAAGCGGCAAAGAUCGCCGGCCGGCUAGAGGACUACCAAUGCCGCAAAGCCCAUCAACACCUCCUCUCCCUCGAACAAUCCUACGUCGCUCUCGAAUUCGCGCGAAAAAGCUUUUUUCGCAAACACAACCACCACGGAGCCUACACGACCCUCAUCAAAGAGUUUCAAGAGCUUGAGAGACGAUAUGGAGGGACCGGAGAGGCGAACGGGCCUGUGUCGCUGCUGGCCCUGCAUUUUAGGGCGUUAGGGCUGUUUUGUCGGAUUAGGGUGCAUCUUUUGGAUAUCUACCAAACCCUCGCAACAACCUCAUCCCACACCGAAUCACUCACCCACCACCUCGUUCUCAAAUUCCACACUUUCGUCACCCAACAACGGCUUAACUGGAACCUUGACGCACUCGGACGACUGGGGGAUGUUCUCUGUUACGAAUUCAAAACCCUUGAACACCUCCUCAAAUCCUCUCUCGCCUGCGACCACCACAACAUCAAAGACGCCGCGCUCUUUCUGUACGUCGCUGACGACGUGUUGGUCGAGUGGGCGCAUACCAUCUCCUCCGGUUCCCAAUCCCAUUCGGAUCCGGAUUCGGCCGAAGUGAAUACGGAAUUGUAUACCUUCUUCAGCCGCUGGAGUUACGCCCUGACGGACAAACUGGGCGUGUUCUUCCAUCGCGUGUUGAUGGUUAAGCGCAUUAUUGGGGGGAUGAGGGAGGAAUUGUUGAGGGAGCCUAUUCGAUUAUUACUACGCUACCAAGCCCAAACCAAAGCGCAAAACGUCUCCCUAAUUUACCUCAUCCGCCCCGACGUGCCCUUUGACGCGGAUGGGUACGCGUGCCUGCAUAACGGGAAGGCCGAGCCGCUCACGGGUCUAAAGUCGUUUCCUGCUGUUUGUAGUGUUCCGUCGGAAGCAUCACCAACUCACUGGCCCAACAUCGUCUCCCUCCUCCAACGCUCCCUCCUCCCUCUCAUCCCCUCCUCACCUACACCCCCAACCCCACCACAACACCAACCCUCUUACACCUCCCUCCUAACUUCCUACCUCCUCCCCACCUCACAACCCGCACCAGCAACCCCAACAUACCCCACAACCCGCUUCUACGACCCCAAAAUGGACGUAACGUAUGUGCUCGCGCAGGUCGUGGAAAGGUUGGUGAUGGCGGUCACGGUGCCGGGGAGGUGGGAGGAGAGAGUGGGAGGAGGGAGUGGAGUGACGGCGCAGUGUGUGGGGAGUUUGAGGAGGAUGGUCGAGGGGGCGGACGUUUGGGAGUUUUUGGUUGGGGGCAGGUAG